UCACGUGGUGUCUGGCAGAGCUCCUCCCACCGCUCGCGCUCUGACUCGCAGCCGUUGCCUAGGAGCGCCGGAGAGCGCAGUCAUGUUCCCCAAAGGGAAAAGCGCGGCGGUGCCGUCGGACGGACAAGCUCGGGAAAAGUUGGCGUUAUAUGUCUAUGAGUACCUGUUACACGUUGGAGCUCAGAAAUCAGCACAGACCUUCUUAUCAGAGAUCAGAUGGGAAAAGAACAUAACGCUUGGGGAACCUCCAGGCUUUCUCCACUCGUGGUGGUGUGUGUUUUGGGACCUCUAUUGUGCUGCGCCAGAAAGACGGGACAACUGCGAACACUCCAGUGAAGCCAAGGCUUUCCAUGACUACAGUGCAGCCGCUGCUCCGAGCCCUGUCCUGGGCAACCUGCCACCCGGAGAUGGCAUGCCAGGUGGGCCUAUGCCCCCCGGAUUCUUCCAGGGUCCGACUGGCUCACAGGCUUCUCCUCACUCACAGCCUCCACCUAACGCUAACAUGAUGGGAGGUCACGGACAGCCGUUUAUGUCCCCGCGUUACGCAGGAGGACCUCGACCGCCCAUCAGGAUGAGUAACCAGCCUCCAGGAGGACAGCCUUUACCUCCGAACGUAAUAGACCCCACACGGCCUCCAGGCCAUCCGAACCUGGGACCCAUGCAGAGGAUGAACAUGCCCCGAGGGAUGGCACCGCUGGGACCCGGACCACAGUCUGAUCCAUGGUUAUCAUUGCAGAACUACGGCGGUGGGAUGAGACCUCCGAACUCUAUGGGUCCCAACAUCCCAGGAGUUAACAUGGGUCCAGGAACCGGGAGACCGUGGCCUAAUCCUAAUAACACCAACACGAUCCCGUAUUCUUCUUCAUCUCCGGGCACAUACGUGGGUCCACCAGGAGGCGCAGGAGGAGGCUGUCCACCAGGAACUCCCAUCAUGCCAAGUCCAGCAGAUUCGACUAAUUCUGGUGAGAAUCUGUACACAAUGAUAAACUCAGUGCCACCAGGAGGAAACAGGUCCAGCUUCCCGUUAGGUCCAGACGGCCCCAUGGGAGGGAUGGAGCCUCACCACAUGAACGGCUCGUUAGGCUCAGGUGAUAUAGACGGUCUUCCUAAGAAUUCUCCGAAUAAUCUGAGCAGUCUGAGUAACCCACCCGGCACGCCGAGGGACGACAGCGAUUUAGGAGGGAACUUCCUGCACACUUUCCAAAACGAGAACUAUUCCCCAACGAUGACCAUGAGCGUGUGAUCUGCGUCAGAGCGUCAGCGCGUCAGCGCUCGCGGCGGCUCAACGACACACCGAGAAAAUCUGCACACAACCAGAGAGUGACUUCAGUCUCACACCAGUGAGACGUCCAUCAGAAAACCAGUCCUGGAUGUCCAGCGUGACGUGUCCAACAUCGUCUUUACGACCCGCUCGUCCCAGCUGAGCGCUUCUCUUUUCUACAGUCAUGUUUUUGCCUUCAGUUUUUUUUUUUUUUUUUUUUAAUCAUUAUUAUUAUUUUCAUCAUCUUUUAUUGGAAAGUCCGAAGAUGUAUUCGUCAUGGUGCUGGAUCUCUCUGGACGCCAUUUUAGGACCAGCGUAGUGGACAAAAUAAACCCAAAAAACUGAAAUUAAAUGAGAGAACUCCACAGAAUUGUAUCCGUAACAUUCCCGCAGACCGGUUUCAGCUGCGUCUUCAUAGACGGCGUCUACACUCACAGCUGCGUCGGCUCUUUUCUACUCCACGUAAAUGUAAAAUAAAGCCGAUUAUUUCCACACGGGACGGCCACAGAACGAUCGCAAAAUGUAUUUCUUCCAUUAUUUAAGGUUUUUUUGCCAACUUUUCCCACACACACACACACACACACACAUACAGCACACUCCCUGUAAUCAUUCUUUAAACUUUACGUCGUUUUGUGUUUUCGAUUUUUAUAGCCAUUAUUUUCGACUUUUAGAGACCUUUCCUGUUCGGUAUGUGAUUGGCUCGACUAUUUAUUUUGCAGACAAUCCCAGCGCGUAAUGACGAAGAUUAGGGAUCGACAUUUUUACAAUUUUUACUUUUUCUGACGCUUGCUAACGAGUUAUCUAACGUGCACGUUGGACUAUAAUCGCCCAUCCUUAAUUAGGUCUCGUCUCAGAUUCAUCAGAUUUUUUUCUCUGUAUUCAGGAUAUAAUCUGAAACGACUUGCCGUGAUUUUGUAACUCAAGCACAAAGCAGGGUUUGGCCUCCAUUAGCGCACUGAUAAACAUGUUUAGCUGUGCUUUUUCCUGUCCGUGUUUAAAAAAAAAAAGCUUUUCCACUUUAACCCUUUCCUGCCACUCCAUUACAAAACCAGGAAAAAAAAUCCUACAUUCUGUGAGUUACAAUGACGGUGUGGAGACGGUGCACUGCAGAAAAUCAGGGCAAGCCGCCAUAAUUAAAUUUUGACUAGUAAGAAUUAAAAUUUUCGACUAGUAAAAGGUUCAGGUACACAUAUCCAUAUCAGCUUUUAACUAGCAGGAAUGUAAUUACAGAUAUCUUGACUUCCAUUUUUACUAGCAAACUUUCACAAUCAAGUUGUGUAAUUUUCAAAGUACAGUUGUAGAUAUCUGUAAUAAGAUUUUCUAUUAGUAAAAACGGAAUAGUGGAUAUGAGAGACAGGAAGUCAGUGCAAGUCAGGGGUGAUUUAUGAACACUCAAAACUGGAUUAUCUUCAGAUCUCUUCAGUAUGAAUUUGGCCUAGUUUAAAAAAAAAACUACAAUUCUGACUAUUAAAAAUUAAAUCUCAGAUAUCUUAAACUGAAGUUCUUUAUUAGUAAAAGUUCAUUUACAUCCUACCAUUAAAAGCUAAAACGGCUUGCCAUAACAAGUGAAAAUUCCUGUAACAUAGUCUAAUUUAGCUACUAUUUCCUUUCAUAAGGAAUUAUUAUUUUGAUUAAAGCUAUUUCUAGACAUUUUUACUCAUUUCAAGCUUGUCUUGUUCUAUUGGCACAUCGUUUUUCUAAUUUUAAGCAUUAAGUAUUUCUGAAAAGAUGUGAAAUAAUCUGCUAAUAAAAUAAGAAAAUUGCUUGAAACAUAAAAGCUUAAAAAAAAACAAACAGGCAAAUUAAUAUUAUAUUUGAUUUAUAAUAAUUGCGUCAUAAGAAAUAUUAGAUAAGUUGGGGAAGAAAAGUUAGAAAAGUUUUCCCUUUGCUAAGAUAUCGUUUUUUGCAUCACUGGUUGUGAAAAGUUUUCAAGCGAAUAAAUUUAUUCUCAUCACAUUCCAAACAACUCGUUUAUAAAUCUGUAUAUAUCUUUAAAAACAAAUCCUCAAUUUGUACGAAUUCUCCAUUCACAUCCGAACAAAAUGUAUGUGUGCAUGCGAGCUUCGUUUAAUAUCCGUAACCAGAAGCUCAUUAGCGGAACGAUAUUUACACAAAUAAGAAGAAGUGUUCCGUUUCUUUCUUUGUGUUUUUUUACAAAAGGAAUAAAACACUCAGGUUGUGCUGUUACAGGAAAAUAAUCAACAAUACGGAGUUACUGUUACAACGUCCCCCGAACCAGCACAUGCCAACGUGUUUUAUUCCUCUUAUACCACAGCGAUUACAAUUAUUUAUUUAUUAAAGAACAUCACAAUACUUUUUAUCCAUUUAUAGGUAGAUAUUUAAUGUUGUGAAACGUCCGAGAAACAGGUUCUCACUCACGUUAUAGCGGCUAUGAACAGUCUCUCCCUCACCAGCCUCUCUCUCUUUUUCCCCUCGCUCUACAAGUUAAUAAGACAAAAGGAAAAGAAAAAAAAAAAAAAACCACACAGCUGCCGAGAAACCGUGAAAAGCGUAACUUUGUAAAUCAUAAUGUCUGAAAACUAAGUUACAGCUUUACCUCUGACACUGGAGACUCCUUCCAAAAGUGUUCAAUAAAGUGUUCAAUAAACGUCAUCAACGAUUACACACACGUUUAUUCGUAAAGUUGUUACUGUAGAAAUGAUAACGUAUUAGGAUGAGUGCGUUAAUAUAAACCUGGGAUUUGCAGAGCUGCUGUUACAGAGAAUGAAUCAACAGAAUCAAGAAUAAAAUAAAAUCAUGAAUCAGGACGUUCCACUCGGGCAGGAAGGGGUUUAAAGUUGUUUUUAUUACUCUCUUCUCAGGAGACUGGACGUUUUUCCUCCACUGCCGAACUGAUCUCACUGCUUUCUCUCACCUUGUUUAAAAAGGACACCAGGCGAUGACACCUUUAAAUCAGAUAUAUUUUGAUAACUUUGUUAAAAAGUCUUUUCUGAAACCGUUUUACUGCUGAACGUCUCGGAUAUCCGUUCUGGACACACACACACAUAUAUAUAUAUAUAUAUACACACACACACACACACACACACACACACACACGUGCGUUUUGCUGUAUAAUAUUUUUCUGCUCUAAUGUUUAUUGUUUACAUUGUUCCUCAGAAAGCAAAGCUAUACAGAAAUUAUGACUGAUUAAAUUAUUUUGCUGUCCAUGAAACUGAUAAUGAAUGCAAAACUUCUUUCUGCCUCUUCUCAAAAUAAACGUGUAUAAACAGA
Molecule: messenger RNA, 4492 nt
Organism: Pangasianodon hypophthalmus (striped catfish)
Lineage: Eukaryota; Metazoa; Chordata; Actinopteri; Siluriformes; Pangasiidae
Gene: ssbp3a
Product: single stranded DNA binding protein 3a
Exons: 18
Coding region: 83-1243 (386 amino acids)
Biological process (GO): positive regulation of transcription by RNA polymerase II
Cellular component (GO): nucleus
Molecular function (GO): protein binding; single-stranded DNA binding
Source: RefSeq, a predicted model, not a curated record